Poecilia reticulata (guppy) is the source of this 1079-nucleotide messenger RNA. It is a transcript of the gene uprt, whose product is annotated as uracil phosphoribosyltransferase (FUR1) homolog (S. cerevisiae). Lineage: Eukaryota; Metazoa; Chordata; Actinopteri; Cyprinodontiformes; Poeciliidae. The record is from RefSeq and is a predicted model, not a curated record.
UUGAAGCGUUUUGACCUCGCUGUCAGGAUGCCAUGCCACAAUCAGCAGCUGAACAGUGUCAACAGUGGCCAGGAGCACCCGAUGAAGCAGGUUCGGUUUGCGAACAGCAGCAGCAGUGUGCCUGCGGUGCUGAACAGCUCUGAACCGACUGAUGUCCCCAUGCAGCCGGUCAGCCAGGACAGCCUGGGUCCUCAGCUGAAGCUGCUCCCUCUGAACGACCAGAUCCGAGAGUUACAGACAAUAAUCAGAGACAAAACGACCAGCAGAGGAGAUUUUGUUUUCUGUGCGGACCGACUGAUCAGACUCGUAGUUGAAGAAGGCUUGAACCAGCUUCCCUUCUCAGAGUGCACCGUCACCACGCCCACAGGGUACAAGUAUGAGGGAGUCAAGUUUGAAAGAGGCAACUGUGGAGUCAGCAUCAUGAGGAGCGGUGAAGCCAUGGAGCAGGGCCUCCGCGACUGCUGCCGCUCAAUCCGGAUUGGAAAGAUCCUCAUCCAGAGCGACGAGGAGACCCAGAAAGCGAAGGUCUACUACGCAAAGUUUCCCCCGGAUGUGUACAGAAGAAAAGUGCUGCUCAUGUACCCCAUCCUCAGCACAGGGAACACGGUGAUCGAGGCCGUCAGGGUGCUGAUAGAACACGGUGUCCAACCCAGGCACAUUAUUCUCCUCAGCCUCUUCUCCACACCUCACGGAGCCAAGUCCAUAAUCCAGGAGUUUCCAGACAUCACCAUCCUGACCACAGAGGUUCACCCGGUGGCGCCAACACAUUUUGGACAGAGAUACUUUGGCACCGACUAAAACAGGACAAAAUGUUUUUGGUAUUUUGUCUGCAGACUUUGUUUCUGUAUCUCAUGGUGUCCUUGUGUCAUUAUUAACUAUUAACUCAAGUUGUUGAACUGACACCUAACGAUUGACCCGAUUACUUGUAUUUAUUGUUCUUUUUUUGCUUUCUAUGCUCAGACUGUAGAAAGAAAACCACAGAAAUUAAAACAUGGAUCAUUUUAUUUUGUGUUUUAUGAACAGAUGAAUCAAUAAAGAAUGUAUAUUUGUUUACAGACAGAACAAUACAUGAAAGUGGA